CUGUUGCCAAUCCGAUGCCAUCAACACUUCCUGAUGACGUGAAGAGUUUGGGUUUCAAAAUGCUUGAAUGGGAUCUCCAAAACUCUAAUAACUUCAUUAAAGAUGUGUCUUCAUUGGAUCUAUUAGUGCUUAAGACAAACAAUUUUGUGGUCAAUAAUUGGAAUAUUAAGGAACAAAUCAAAUCAUUCAAAGAUUGUGUUAAAGAAAAUGGUUUCCUUUUGAUGUCUUACAGACAUGUCUUAACCCCACCAGAGAUCGCAAUUCUGGAACUAUUGAAUCGCGAGGCAAAGGAUGAAAUUCUAAACAAGUCUGAAGUCGAGAAUUACAUAUCAAUGGCCGAGAAGAAUGGCUUUAAAUUGGUGUCACAUAAGACUGAUUCUAUCACUUCCUCCCAAUUAUUAUUCCGUAAACUUAGGCAACAAAUGAAAGACAUAGAAGUGAUACACAUAUUGAACGAGAAUUACGAUGAAUGGGUUGAAGCCAUCAAAGAGAAAAUGGCGGAAAACAAAGACGCGGAUACGGCUAAUAAUAUAUGGCUUGUGGGCAACGAUACGGCACUCAAUGGUAUUAUUGGUCUCACAAAUUGUCUUCGCCUGGAGUCCGGCGGUCAACACAUUCGCUGUCUCUUUGAUUACGACAACAAAUUGCCAAAAGUCGUAAACUUUGAUCGCAUGCCGUACUCAGCGAUCAAACAGUUAGAUUUGGCCACAAAUAUCUACCGCGACGGCCAGUGGGGGUCAUUGAGACAUAUAUGUCUGCCUAAGGAACAGGAGACAAUCAGCACAGAACACGCCUACUUGAAUGUGGUGACCAGAGGUGAUAUGAGUUCCCUCAAGUGGUUCGACGCUCACCACAAAUACUUCACCAAAAUGUCCGAAGAGGAGAGGAAUCCAACGGAGACUUUAUGUGAUGUCUACUAUUCGGCCCUUAAUUUCAAAGACGUGGUGUUAGUGUCGGGUAAGAUACAGCCGGGCCCUGAAUCAGCACUGUUUGACUGCGUGAUUGGUCUGGAGUUUGCGGGCCGUCGCACAGAUACUGGCAAACGGGUGAUGGGAAUGGUUCCCUUCAAAGGCAUCGCCACUACCCUAUUGACACACAAAGACUAUCUCUGGGAAGUGCCCGACAAUUGGUCGCUCGAAGAUGCGGCUACCGUUCCCGUGGUUUAUAUCACCGCUUAUUACGCGCUCAUCACUAGAGGACAGCUAAGGGCAGGCGAGUCAGUGCUCAUCCAUUCGGGCGCCGGUGGUGUGGGACAGGCGGCCAUUUUCAUCUGUCAGAGUAUGGGCUGCAAAGUGUUGGUCACUGUCGGCAACAACGAGAAGCGAGAGUUCAUGAAAAAGAAGUUCGGAAUUGCGGACAACUGUAUCGGCAAUUCCCAUGACUCCAGCUUUGAGAAGCAGUUCAUGAAAGUGACUAAAGGAAAGGGAGUCGACGUUGUGCUCAACUCACUCACUGAUGACAAACUACAGGCUUCGGUGCGAUGUCUGGCACCGAACGGUCGGUUCCUAGAGAUCGGCAAAUAUGAUAUGCAAAUGAAUAAGAAUUUGGGAUUAUUUGCAUUCCUCAAUAACAUCACUUUCCAUGGCGUGGGCCUCGACUGCAUCUUCAGGGAGGGGCCCAACUCUCAGCAGUUGAAGUCUUUCAUGGAAGACAUGACUGUCCUGUUGAACGAUGGCAUCAAGAAAGGUGUCGUCAAACCCAUUGAGAGGACUGUAUUCCAGAAGACUGAGGCCGAGGAUGCCUUCCGUUAUAUGACAACCGGUAUACACGUGGGAAAAGUGCUCAUUAAGAUUAGAGAUGAAGAGAGCGAUAAAAUUACUGUUAAUCCAAAUGUGAUGACAGUGGAGGCCACCACCAGAACCUGGUUCCAUCCCUCCAAGGCUUAUGUAAUAACCGGAGGUUUAGGAGGCUUUGGUCUGGAGUUGUCGUAUUGGAUGGUUCUGAGAGGCGCCAAAAAACUGGUGCUCACCUCAAGAACCGGCGUUAGGAAUGCUUACCAACAGUUAUAUUUGAAACGAUUCAAAAAGUUUGGUAAACUUAUCGAGGAUUAUAAGAUCGAUAUCAGGGUCUCGACCGUAAACGCGACCACUAUAGAGGGCGCCCACAAACUCAUCGAUGAGUCCAAUAGCGUGGCUCCGGUCGGCGGUGUCUUCAAUCUGGCGAUGGUUUUGAAAGACGCUCUCAUGGAGAACCAAACGGUCGACACAUUCCGUGAGGUAUGUCAGCCCAAACUCACUGGACUCAAGCACUUGGAUGCAGUCACCCGUCAGAAGUGUCCGGAACUCGACUUUUUCGUCGCCUUCUCAUCGUUGACGGCCGGACGCGGAAAUGGCGGUCAAUCCAACUAUGGAUUCGCCAACUCUGCGAUGGAAAGGAUAUGCGAAAGACGUCGAGCGGACGGUGUGGCCAUCCAAUGGGGACCCAUCGGCGACGUGGGUAUUGUGGCGGAGCAGCUGUUGGUCACCGAUGAUAAGGCCGACGCUAUGAAACUGUUUGCUGGCAUUCAUUUGCAGCGCAUCUCCUCCUGUCUCGAUGUGUUGGACCGUUUCCUUCAGAUCCCGAACGCAGUCCUGUCUUCCAUAGUGAAGGCCGACAAUCAGGGCUCAGGCAAUAAGGCAGACGACGAGGUGUUGAGCCAACUCUGCAGUCAUUUGGGAAUCGAUUCGCGACCCGAAGACUCAACUCUCGGAGACGUAGGCCUGGACUCGAUGAUGGCCGUAGAGAUACAGCAACGGCUGGAAAGGGAUUACGAGAUCCAUUUGGCGCUCACAGACAUCAAGAAGAUUACUGUCGGAGAGCUUAAAGAGUUCAGAGACGGCAGUAAAGAUGGUCUCAAACAAUAUUCGGCUGACAUUAAGAACGUGAGGGCGAACUUGGCUACAGUCCGGUUUGAUAUGCCCUCUGAGCCCACCACAAGACUCAACGAUGUUGGCUCAGGAAAGCCCGUGUUUUUCUUACCUCCGAUCGAAGGCAUAUUCGAGACACUGAAAGACUUGGCCCGCAAUCUGAACCGACCGGUGAUUGCCUUGAAUUGGGUGAAAACGAUGCAGGAGUUGAAGGACAUCAAGAAAGUCAGUGACUUUUAUAAGGAUAGACUGAAGCAACUGAUGCCUGAAGGGAACUACGAUAUCGUGGGCCACUCGUUUGGCGCAAUCGUCGGCAUUCAUAUGUGUCGAAAACAUGUGCCAAUCAAUACACUGCUUAUUCUCGACCCGUCCGACGCCGGCGUCAAAGACGACUGGAGUACCGACGAGAGGUUUGAGAUAGUGUUCGUCUACUUAAGGGCUUUUAUGCCCGAAAGGAUUCUCUUAAGAAUCCAGAAGGAAGUGAUGGAAAUCAAGGGCGAGACCCAGAGAAUCAACAAAUUGAUUGAACUGUUGAAACAUUACGGCGGCAAACAUCUGGUGGGCAAAGACGUGGAUGAGAUCAUAAAGGGGUCGUUCGAGAGGGCAGAGAUGGUGGUGCGCUAUCGCAAGAAGAAUAUCGCCAAAAUGCAGACAUUGAAACACUCGCACACCACCAAAAUGAUCAAACGUCAGAUCAAGAACAUCAACACAGAUGUGACGGUUGUUAAGCUGUUGCGCAAAGAGGAGGAAUUGGUCCGCAUUCAGGACAGAAUACUCCACGACUUCGGCAUCAAACGAGAGGUCAGACUUUGA
Messenger RNA from Oppiella nova, 3659 nucleotides. NCBI's taxonomy places the organism in Eukaryota, Metazoa, Arthropoda, Arachnida, Sarcoptiformes, Oppiidae. The record is from the annotation of a GenBank genome assembly.